AUGCUUCGUCUAGCCGAGUAUACUUUUAAUGGAAGAUUCGAUGCCGAGUUUGAUGUGUUGCUUGGGACGAGAGAGUUGCCGCCAUUCGAGAAAAGAUCUCUUGACUGGAACCUUAAUCACAUUAUUUGUGACGAGUUGAAAGUUGGCUUUAUGAUCAUGUUGGCCGGCUCAAGUACCAACAGUUUUUCAACAUUUCGAGCAAUCGCAAACGCCAUGCAGGUUCCAUUCAUCGACUGGGAGGUCUCGAAUCGGAGAUCGAUCGAGCUACAAUCACCAAUGACUUUCUCCGUGAGACCUCCAGUAGAUGAACUGCUUGUUGAUUACAUGAUUCAUAAAGGAUGGCAUCAAUUUGUUUACAUCCACGAUGGAGCAAAUGCCGCUCGGACCCUAUUUUCGCUUUUUUCCUAUGCUCAAAAGAUUCGACCGGAAUGGAGCUUUGAGGUGGACAACUACGAAGCUCCCACAGAUGAGGAAUUCUUUCGCGAGUUCUUGAACAAAUUUCACCGAAAGAACAUCAUGGAAGAGCAAAGACGGCGAAACAUUUCGCUGCAUUCGAUCGACGAGCUUCAGACUUCUGAUGAUCCUAUAAACGUGGUUGUCGAUCUGGAAGGCGGAUAUCGAAUGAGAGCCUUUCUCCGAGCACUCGAGGAAACCGUACUUGUAAAGCGAGAAUAUCACUAUGUUUUUGCAAAUCUUGAAAUGGAAGACUCGGAUCUCUUUGGCUUUCACUAUUCACUAAUCAACAUCACCGGUUUCCAAAUUUUCGAUCGAAACUCAAAAGAUUUCAUUAAAGAACGAAAAUCGUUUGAAGAUCAUUACAAAGAAAAGAUGCCGACAGCUGAAUGGUUGACGCAUCCAAGCGAGUUGAGAGCAAGUAGCGCCUUUGCUCACGAUGCUUUAUUGGUCGGUGGAACAGCAGCAGCGAUCGUCGAAAAAGAAAGAGGCGCUAAUAUUUUCAAACAUUCAUUUUCACAACAUCAACUUUUCAAUCGUGGCCUACCGGGAAUCUAUUGUCGCCCGCAUGAAGAUAUCCUUCAUCAAGCACGAAGAUUUGAAUCAUUUGAACAUGGAGCUCUGCUAGCGGAAGCGAUCAAAAAGGUUGAUUUGGAUGAGCGAAAUGGAACAUUGACGGGACGGAUACAAUUCGAUCCUCAAACCGGUUUACGAAAAAACUUUUCGGCUACAGUCAUUGAGAUUCGACCGGGGAUCAACAGUUUGACGAGUAUCAGAGAGCGAUAUCAAUGGGCUCAUGGAAAGGGUUUUCUUUUCGGGAAAACCAGUGUAUCAGAACACAGACAAGAUCGAACACCGAUGAAAAAGGGGAUUUUAGCUGAUAAACCGUGGAAAUUACGAUUCAACAUUGUUACUUUAUUGGUGGAUCCGUUUGUGAUGGUGAGAAGACAAAAUCCCGGUGAUCCAGUGUUAAAAGGAAAUGAUCGCUUUGAGGGAUACUGUAUUGAUCUACUUGAAUUACUCGCAAAAAACAUCACCGGAUUUGAGUAUGAUAUUUUCAUCUCAGAAGGUAACAAGUACGGAAAGAAGCAACUUGAUGGAAGUUGGGAUGGAGCGAUUGGUUAUCUGUUGAAUGAAACAGCUGAUGUUGCGGUGGCACCGUUGACAAUUAAUCAGGAACGCGAGCGGGUUGUCGAUUUCUCUAAACCAUUCAUGACUACCGGGAUUUCCAUUAUGAUCAAUAAGCCGGAAAAGCAAGAGUAUAAUAUUCUAUCGUUCAUGCAGCCGCUUGGGACGACCAUUUGGAUUUUAACGGCUUGCUCGUACAUUGGAGUUUCGUUGACAAUCUUUGUUGUCUCUUCAUUCAGCCCAUAUGAGCAAAGGAUUCAGUUUAAUCGAGGAGAAUUUAGUGUAACGAAUGAGUUCUCGAUCUACAACUCUUUAUGGUUCACUUUAGCGGCUUUUAUGCAACAAGGAACCGAUAUUUUACCAAGAGCUUUAUCUGGUCGAAUCGCCUCCUCGUGCUGGUGGUUUUACACGUUGAUCAUCGUUUCAUCAUACACAGCAAACUUGGCGGCUUUUUUGACGCUAGAAAAAAUGACUCCACCAAUUGAGAGUGUUGAGGAUUUAGCGGAUCAAGAGACGAUUCUUUAUGGCAUUGUUAAGGGUGGAUCGACGCAAGCAUUCUUUGAGGAUUCAACUGUUCCAUUGUUCAAAAAAAUGUGGAAUUUUAUGCAAAACGCGCACGCCAAACAGUUGAAAACGGCGGAAAAUGGGACAACAGAUUCGAUUUUUGUCAAUACAUAUGCUCGAGGAAUUGAAAAAGUUCGAAAAAGCAAGGGAAAAUAUGCAUUUCUUCUUGAAGAGACUACAAAUAAUUAUGAAAACACGCGAAAGCCGUGUAAUACGAUGAAAGUCGGAAUCAAUUUGAACACUCUAGGAUAUGGGAUUGCGACAAAAAUCGGAAAUCCAUUACGAGAAUCUAUUAAUUUGGCAAUUCUUUAUUUACAAGAAAGAGGUGAAUUGAAACGUCUUGAGUAUAAAUGGUGGUAUGAUAGAGCACAAUGUGAGAUUGGUGGAACGGAAAAUGCAAAUUCCUCCUCUUUAAAUCUCUCAAAAGUUGCUGGUAUUUUCUAUAUUUUGAGUGCAGGCAUGGCUUUGGCAUUAAUCACGGCACUUGUUGAGAUCAUUGGUCGACAACAUAAAGAGAAGACGAAGAAGCGAAAAGUGAAUCGAUUGAAUCCUCAUAGUCACCGUGAUGAGCACCGACAAAGAUCUCGAUCUGAAGAACCACGCAGUAGUCAAGGGACAUUGUUU
Mesorhabditis belari is the source of this 2769-nucleotide messenger RNA. The record is from the annotation of a GenBank genome assembly. Lineage: Eukaryota; Metazoa; Nematoda; Chromadorea; Rhabditida; Rhabditidae.